GCAGGUUUCCCGGAGGAGGCGGGCCAGGCAGGCUGGUUGGUCCUGAGAGGAGGGCCAGAGGCCACACACACAGACACUGCCGCUGCCGGGGAGGCCUGUGAAGACCAUGGCUUUGCAGACUGCUCGAACCCCACUGGAGUCCUGUGGGACCUCAACUCAUGGCAGCCUCCUGCUCCUGCUUCUCGGCCUCGGGUGGAUGUUACCUUCCAGGGCCCAGGCUGCAGACACGGGAUUGGGCCUCACGACUUCAUGGCUGCAGCACACCUCCAGGGACCAGUCCUGGCCACAGCCUGAGCUGACCGUCAUCAUCCCAAGGGCCCGGCGGGGCACAGAGAAGAAGGCCUGCCCCCCGGGGUGGAAAGCCCAAGUGGUGGAUGAAAAACUCAUCUUCUACGAGGAGUGGGAGCUGGAGGCCUGUGUGGAUGGGGCCCUGCUGGCUGCUCAGAUGGACCGGGUGAACUUGAUACCUUUCACCUACCAGCAGCUCCACAUUUUUAAGCGCAAAUUGGACGAGUUCUACCCACAGGGAUACCCAGAGUCCCUGAUCCAGCACCUGAGGUACUUCUUCCUUUCGGUCACCCCCGAGGACAUCCACAAGUGGAAUGUGACAUCCCUGGAGACCGUGAAAUCUCUGCUCGAAGUUACCAAAGGACACAAGAUGGAUGCUCAGGUGGCUGCCCUGAUUGCCCGCUAUGUAGUGAGAGGGGGCCAGCUGGACAAGGCCACCCUGGAGACCCUGGCCACCCUCCACCCUACCUACCUGUGCCUUCUCAGCCCUGAGCAGCUGGGCUCCAUGAGCCUCAAUGUUGUCUGGGUGACCAGGCCACAGGACCUGGAUGCGUGCAGCCCACAGCAGAUAGCCGUCCUCUAUCCCAAGGCCCGCAUUGUCUUCAAGAACAUGACAGGGUCUGAAUACUUUGAGAAUAUCAAGCCCUACCUGGGUGGGGCCCCCAUGGAGGACCUGCGGGCUCUCAGUCAGCAGAACAUAAACAUGGACCUAGCCACGUUCAAGAAGCUGCAGACAGAGGCUGUGCUGCCGCUGACCAUUGCUGAGGUACAGAAACUUCUGGGCCCAAACCUGGUGGGCCUGAAGGCUGAGAAGGGGAACAGCCUCAUGCGGGACUGGAUCUCCCGGCAGUCGCAGGAUGACCUGGACAGCCUGGGGCUGGGGCUCCGCGGCGGCAUCCCCAAUGGCUACCUGGUUCUGAACUUCAGUGUCCGAGAGGCCCUCUCGGGGGGCCCCCACCUCCUCGGACCAGGACCUGUGCUCACUGUGACCUCAAAUCUGCUCCUGGCCUUCAUCCUGAGCUGAGCCCAUUGCUCUGGAGGCCCUGCUGUGGAGGCUCUGCCUGGCUGGGAGCAGGCCUGGGUGGUCCCUGUCUGACCUGAGGGCACCGAAGCACAAUAAAAGA
This is a messenger RNA of Camelus dromedarius (Arabian camel), 1412 nucleotides long. RefSeq names its product mesothelin (gene MSLN). Gene Ontology annotation, biological process: cell-matrix adhesion. Lineage: Eukaryota; Metazoa; Chordata; Mammalia; Artiodactyla; Camelidae. Gene Ontology annotation, cellular component: cell surface. The transcript is spliced from 11 exons. Bases 107 to 1312 code for a protein of 401 amino acids. The record is from RefSeq and is a predicted model, not a curated record.